Messenger RNA from Penicillium alfredii, 441 nucleotides. RefSeq lists its product as uncharacterized. The record is from RefSeq and is a predicted model, not a curated record. The transcript has a single exon. Bases 1 to 441 code for a protein of 146 amino acids. Lineage: Eukaryota; Fungi; Ascomycota; Eurotiomycetes; Eurotiales; Aspergillaceae.
AUGCAAUACUACAAAGUCUUCAUCGUCAAAUUCACCCUAACCACCUACGACCCCAACAUGCCCACCCCGCGCUACGACACCACCAUCUUCGUUGAGACGCACCCCAAUGGAACAGGGUACAUCCACCAUGUCCUGGGCGACAACGUCUCCCCAACAGCCCUGCACUACGAGCGAAGGAUGCAGGUUCUGCCCGAGGAAUCGCGCUGGUUCCACUCCCGCACCCAGCUCGGCGUCACCCGCGCGGCCACGUACCCUGCUGCCUGGGAUGGGCUCCUGCAGCAGAUUUCUCAGGCGACGCAGUCGGGUUCAUCCUCUCGAAGUAUGUUCGUGCCUUCGGGUGAUAGUCGGGGCACGCUGGUCAAGGGCACUGAGUGGACGUUUGAGCAGGCUAUUCCGGCGUUGAAGGCGGCGGGGUUGCUUCAGGAGGUUUAUUUUCGGUGA